Molecule: messenger RNA, 417 nt
Organism: Dermacentor silvarum
Lineage: Eukaryota; Metazoa; Arthropoda; Arachnida; Ixodida; Ixodidae
Product: putative defense protein
Exons: 2
Coding region: 1-417 (138 amino acids)
Molecular function (GO): oxidoreductase activity, acting on metal ions
Source: RefSeq, a predicted model, not a curated record
AUGCAGAAUUUCGAGUUCCUAGUGUCUGCCGCUGUUUCCAUGCUGGUCGCCACGAUGGACGUCACAGCUAGGCCAUCCGGUGCUCCUAGAUCUGCCUGCAGCACCAUGCUUCCGAGACAUGGCGUCGAGCACCAUUCUGGGAGAACUCGGUACAGAUUGACUCAGAGCGACCUCGACUUCGAGGAGGAUAGCCUUAUUGCUGUGAACCUGACAGCGAUGGGUAGGGCAACGUUCAAAGGCUUCCUGGUCAAAGCCAUCGUUGAUGGAGAAGAAGAGGGUGACUUCCUUUCAGGGGAAGACAGCCAACCCGUACGUGGCUGUCCAGGAUUCGCAACGCACGUGGACCCUCACCACAAGACGCAUGUCGCUCUUCUAUGGAACCCACCAUCAAACGAGGGCACUGUCACAUUCGUGUGA